This is a messenger RNA of Propithecus coquereli (Coquerel's sifaka), 567 nucleotides long. RefSeq names its product olfactory receptor 4C16. The transcript has a single exon. NCBI's taxonomy places the organism in Eukaryota, Metazoa, Chordata, Mammalia, Primates, Indriidae. The record is from RefSeq and is a predicted model, not a curated record. Gene Ontology annotation, molecular function: olfactory receptor activity. The annotation marks the transcript as partial. Gene Ontology annotation, cellular component: membrane. Gene Ontology annotation, biological process: G protein-coupled receptor signaling pathway.
UAUGUGGCCAUCUGUAAGCCCCUGCACUACAUGACCAUCAUGAGCCACCGUGUCUGUGGUGUGUUGGUGGCCGUUGCCUGGGUGGGGUCCUGUGUGCAUUCUUUAGCUCAGAUUUUUCUUGCCUUGAGUUUGCCGUUCUGUGGUCCCAACGUCAUUGAUCACUAUUUCUGUGACUUGCAGCCCUUGUUGAAACUGGCCUGUUCAGACACCUACGUGAUCAAUCUACUUUUGGUUUCCAAUAGCGGGGCCAUUUGUACAGUGAGUUUUGUCAUGCUGAUGUUCUCCUAUGUGUUCAUCUUGCGAUCUCUGAGAAAUCACAGUGCUGAAGGAAGGAAGAAAGCUCUUUCCACCUGCAUCUCCCACAUCAUAGUGGUCAUCUUGUUUUUUGGACCUUGUAUAUUUAUAUACACACGCCCUGCAACCACCUUCCCCAUGGAUAAGAUGAUAGCUGUGUUUUAUACACUUGGAACACCUUUGCUCAACCCUGUGAUUUAUACAUUGAGGAAUGCAGAAGUAAAAAAUGCCAUAAAGAAGUUGUGGAGCAAGAAAUCAAUUUCAGAUGAAUGA